Hyla sarda is the source of this 1749-nucleotide messenger RNA. RefSeq names its product chromosome 5 C7orf25 homolog (gene C5H7orf25). Bases 156 to 1580 code for a protein of 474 amino acids. NCBI's taxonomy places the organism in Eukaryota, Metazoa, Chordata, Amphibia, Anura, Hylidae. The transcript is spliced from 2 exons. The record is from RefSeq and is a predicted model, not a curated record.
UCCCACAGCGCCAUCUAGAUUCGAUCUGUAUUAGUGCACGAAUAACACUAUCUCUGGUUUCAUGGGGAUUCAAACUGCCAUGUGGCAACCUUAGCUCUGCUACAUUAUGUUAUUCCAGCUGUAUACACAAGCAAGGACAGCUCACCUAUUUCAGCAUGGAUAGUGUAGGACUUCACCUCAAAGCAAAAGAACAAGAAGAAAGUCCAGCGCGGCAGUGUAGCCUAAAAACGUAUUAUUCCAUAAAUGACCUACACAACAGGAUAGUAGAACUGGAAACGAUGCGUUUCAGGAAUAAUGCUGCCAUCAUGUCUGUGGAUUCUAUGCUCUUUGAUCGUAUAACAAUUGCUAAAGAACUAAUAAAGAGAGCAGAAGUCCUCUCAAAAUCUCGCGCUGGAGGGGUCGAAGGUGGAGCAAAACUAUGCAGCAAACUGAGGGCAGAACUAAAGUUCUUACAGAAAGUGGAGGCUGGGAAAGUAGCCAUUAAAGAGUCCCAUUUGAAAAGCACUAAUCUCACCCACCUACAAGCCAUUAUUGAAUCUGCCGAGAGCCUAGAAGAUGUGGUCAGUGUUCUCCAUGUCUUCAGCUACAGUGACCAGUUUGGUGAGAAGCAAACACUGGUGGUCGAUGUGGUUGCCAAUGGUGGCCACACAUGGGUUAAAGCCAUAGGGAGAAAGGCAGAAGCUCUUCAUAAUAUAUGGAUUGGACGUGGCCAAUAUGGUGACAAAAGCAUCAUUGAACAAGCGGAGGAUUACCUGCAAGCAAGCCGCCAGCAACCUGUGCAGUACAGCAGUCCUCACAUUGUAUUUGCCUUUUACAAUAGUGUCUCCAAGCCUAUGGCUGAGAAGCUAAAAGAGAUGGGGAUAUCUGUACGGGGCGAUAUAGUCGCUGUUAAUUCAUCUGUGGGGAUUGUUCCAGAAGAAAACUACUUAAGCUGUAGUGAAUCUGAUGAGGACGAUGAUGGCUCAGAGCUUCUGCAUAUUGACAAGGUAGAUAGGGAAAAUGUAGUUGCCACUGUGGCUUUUCCAAGAGAAAUUAAGGUUGAAGUCUGCAACCGGGUAAACUUGGACAUCACAACUCUAAUAACGUAUGUAUCUGCUCUUAGUCAUGGGGGCUACCAUUUUAUCUUUAAAGAGAAGGUUUUGACAGAGCAGGCAGCACAAGAAAGGCGAGAAAAAGUAUUACCUUUGCUAGACUCCUUUAUGGAGGGCAAGGAACUCUUUGCAUGUGAAAGUGCGGUAAGGGACUUCCAGUCAAUAUUGGAGACUUUAGGAGGAGUCCAUGAGAGAGAACGGGCUGCGUUGCUCCUACAGAGAAUUAAUGUAGUGCCCGAUCAACCUUCUGAGCGUGCCUUAAAACUUGCCGCUAGCUCCAAAAUCAAUAGCCGUUCAGUCUCCAUAUUUGGGACUGGGGACUCCUUAAGGGCAAUUACCAUGACUGCUAAUAGUGGCUUUGUAAGAGCGGCCAAUAACCAGGGUGUUAAAUUCAGUGUGUUUAUUCACCAACCUCGAGCGCUUACUGAGAGCAAAGAGUCUUCUGCAACUCCCGUACCAAAGAAUCAUGUGGCUUCCGACCUGCCCUGACCUCAGCCAGGAUCACCUUAGUCUGGUUAUUAUCUACUUAUUCAUAGGAAAAGAAUACCGAAUGUUCUGUUAAUGUAUCCCAAAAUAUGAAUUCUUUAACAUAUGUGCAGAAACAUGUUCAAUAAAGAGUUAAAGCUAUGCACUUUAGCCACACUUGGUUUUGUUGUAU